Messenger RNA from Paramecium sonneborni, 412 nucleotides. The record is from the annotation of a GenBank genome assembly. Lineage: Eukaryota; Ciliophora; Oligohymenophorea; Peniculida; Parameciidae.
AUGGAAUUUAAAAUCAAAACAGAGUAUUCACAAGUUUCAUUAAAUCACAUGGAUAAAACUAAUGUAAAAAUGAAUGUAAAUGCAUGCUUUUUUACUAAGGAGGAUUUAAAUAAAAAAAGGAAAGAAACAGAUAUAGAAUUAUAAUUAUUUAUAUUGAUAGCAAUUCAUCAAUUUUUAACAGAAACAGGUAAGCUACAAUAUAAUACAGCAAUGCAUUCCUAUUCUUUGAUUUUAAAAAGAUAAAUGUAUUUGUUUUAUUAAAAAUUUAAGGUUUGAAUACUGUACAGGAAUUGAUAGAAAGAUUUCAAAAUAUGAUAAUAUAUUAUUAAUUUCAUAGAUAUUAAUGGAGAGAUGGAGACAAACUAUUAAAAAACUAAAAUUAAAAACUAUAAAAUAAUAUCAGGUGAAAUGA